AACUCUCGGUGUCUAUUACAGGUAGGCAUCCUAUCUACAUUGUGUCACUCCCUUUUUGAGAGUCCCAGGACACAAUAACUGCCUUAGGUAUGGGCAUAUACCAGUUUAAGUAUGUCUUCAGUAUGCCCGAGUCUCGCAAGUUAUCGCUAUGUUUGGAUCUGACAAGAGAGACCUAGUGACGUUGUUGCUUGCGCGUUCAGGUUAUCUCACAAAGUUUAAAUGGCUAUUAUAUGUCAGCAUCCCUUGAUAUUUGCGUGCCAUGGCUGAAUUCCAUGGUUGCAAUCAUUAUUCUAACAAUGGCGAAGAACCGGAUUCAAGUUGCAAUUGUAGGAGGCGGCAUCGCCGGCCUUGCUCUCGCGGCGGGCUUGGUUAAGAAACGGCAUAUUGAUGUUCAUGUCUAUGAGUCGGUCUCGGCUUACAAAGAUAUUGGUGCGGGCCUAGCCCUUCACCUCAAUGCUAUUAAAGCCAUGGCGCUUAUCGGACCUGAAGUAAGACAGGCGUACUUUGAUAUGGCUCUGUCUAUGGGCGACGAGAACCAGGAGAUGGUAACCGAGGUAAUUCUAGGUCAGGGGCCACAUAAAGGCCAGCUGGUAGCGGAACUUGGUAGGGCGAAGGGAAGAAAGACAGUCAGCCGAGCUGACUUACUGGAGGGCUUUCUAGCACUAAUUCCAAAGGAAACCAUCAGCUUUGGUAAGAAACUCGUCGAUGUUAAAGAGCAAAACUCCAGCAAGCCUAAUGUCCAUCUGACCUUCCAAGACGGAACCGAGGUCAAAGUUGACUGCCUCCUAGGGGCAGACGGAGUACACAGUGUGACCCGUAGCUACCUUCUCGGGGCAGACCAUUCCGCUACGUCGCCUAAAAACCAUGACAGGUGGCAGAUUUACCGGACUAUGGUGCCGACUGAUGAGGCGAGGAAGCAGAUCAACCCCAAGUGGACUACGAAUGUUCCCAUUCUCCUCGGACCAAGAGGCCACGUCAACUGCAUCCCAUUAAAUAAGAACACACGUCUGAGCGCCGGCGUCGCUGUGCGUGGUGCCUUCUUCUCGACGAUCGACGGCUGUGCUCCACCGCUCGACCCAGCCUUGUACGCCGACUACAGCGAAGAGGCCCAGCAGAUAGUGCGGAUGGUAGCCAAGGAUACAAGCUCAUCCUGGACGGUAGCAGACCACGACCACGCGCCCUACUACGCACGGGGCCGUGUCGCUAUGCUCGGCGACGCAGCACAUACCGCGAUGCCGUUCUCCGGUAACGGUGCAGCCCAAGCUCUCGAAGACGCGGCUGUGCUCGAUUACCUCCUCGCUCACGUCGAGCGUCCGGAGCAGAUCGAGCAUGCUCUUCGGGCCUUCGACGAGGUCCGAAGGCCUCGGAGCCAGGCGGUUGUGGAUCUCGCGCGCAAGUUCGGGCGGGUGUAUGCGUAUGCUGAGGACGGCAUGCAUGAGGAUCCGGCGAGGAUGAUGGAGUUUUUUGGCGAGAUGGCGGCUUUUACGAAUGAGUUUGAUGUUAAGGGGCAGAACGAGGCGGCCUUAAAGGCGUUUGUGAGAUUGGAUAUGGAUAAUGGGGAGACCGAUGGGAAGGCGAACGGAGUUGCGAAGAGUUAACUGACUUCCCACCUAGACACAUAUUCGAUAUAUUCUAGUUAUAAUACUACAUGAGCACAAUAUGGGUAGGCAUAGAAAGGAACCGAAAGAAUGUCUAAUGAAUUAUUCGGUUUGAAUGUAAAUAUUAUUUCAUUGCGCUUACAAAAGAUUUCCAACUACAUUUAUUCUCCC
Molecule: messenger RNA, 1769 nt
Organism: Daldinia loculata
Lineage: Eukaryota; Fungi; Ascomycota; Sordariomycetes; Xylariales; Hypoxylaceae
Product: FAD/NAD(P)-binding domain-containing protein
Exons: 1
Coding region: 231-1598 (455 amino acids)
Biological process (GO): secondary metabolite biosynthetic process
Molecular function (GO): FAD binding
Source: RefSeq, a predicted model, not a curated record